Molecule: messenger RNA, 709 nt
Organism: Rubroshorea leprosula
Lineage: Eukaryota; Viridiplantae; Streptophyta; Magnoliopsida; Malvales; Dipterocarpaceae
Source: the annotation of a GenBank genome assembly
ACCUCCCUCUCCGGUCAAUACUCGGCGGUGGUUUUUCAAUCCAGAAACAUAUUGAAACCCAAUUCAUAUUUUCAAUCUCUGAAACUGCAGAGCGCAUAAAGUCCAUGGCUUGGGAUCAAUCUCUGUCUUCGAUACUCAUAUCCUAAAACCGACUUCCAAAAUGGCCUCGCAGUGACACCCACCGUCGUGUUUAGCUUCUCCACUUCGAACCUAGAGAGGAUUGCUUCUACUAAGAAACCUCCCAAGAACUAGUCUGGCAGCAAAAUUUUUGCUUGCAAAUGGAAUUACACUUUUCAAGGUACACGAAGAAUGUGUGAAGUAAUUGGGACAGGUUGACAGAUCCUUGUUCAGUCCUAUGUAUCCUCCCUUGACUGAAGAUGCCCAAAGGGUCCUUGAUUGGGCUGUUGAUCAGAAACUAAAAUUUGGUGAUGAUGGGGAUAUUACAACAAUUGAUCUCCUCCUUGGUAUUUGGUCUGAGGUGGAAUCUCCUGGUCAUAAAAUUUUGGCUGCUUUUGGCUUCAGUAAUGACAAAGCCAAGGAGCUGACAUCUUUGAGUUCUGAACCUGGUUUUGUAGAUGGGUAAUACUAGCCUUUAGUACUUAAUAUGUAAUUCUUUUAACCAGAGAAAUGAACAAUCUCUGCAGCCUCUGUUAAAUCAUGCCUGCAUGAUGAAGUUUCUGAAGGAUUCAAACAAAUAUGGCGAUUCCUU